AUGGAUAUGAUAACGAAGAUGGUGAUGGAGAGACCAGUGGUGAUAUACAGCCAAAGCUCAUGUUGUAUGUCUCACACGAUCAAGACUUUGCUAUGCGAUUUCGGAGCGAAUCCAGCCGUUUACGAGCUUGAUGCGAUGUCUAGAGGAAGGGAGAUUGAGCAGGCGUUGUUGCGGCUCGGGUGUAGCCCGGCGGUUCCGGCUGUUUUCAUCGUAGGAGAGUUGGUCGGUGGAGCCAACGAGGUCAUGAGUCUACACCUUAAUGGAUCCUUGAUCCCUAUGCUUAAGCGAGCUGGUGCAUUGUGGGUUUGA
Molecule: messenger RNA, 309 nt
Organism: Arabis nemorensis
Lineage: Eukaryota; Viridiplantae; Streptophyta; Magnoliopsida; Brassicales; Brassicaceae
Source: the annotation of a GenBank genome assembly